AUGUCAAGAAGAUAUAUAUUCGUCGAUGAAGGGCAUCGACCCAUCCGCCGUAAGGUUCACACCUCAAACCUGUUCGAUCUGCUUCAACUUUCUCUUCGUGAAAGAAAUUAUUGCCGUGCGAACCGAAUCGUUGAAAUCUUGCUGCAGUGUCCCGAGGCGAACAUUGAAUUAAUUUGGCAAGCAGCCGUGGACGUACUGAGGCACCUUGGUUCCUCAAAGAAAGUCUGCUUGGAAUUUUUCAAUCAGUUAUUGAACGAGAUUUUGUUGGAGUUGAUCUUUUUCCAGAUGGACUCGGGAAAUCCGGUAGAGGCUCUCGAAACUCUUGAAACGUACUUGCCACAAGUGCCGUUCUGUGAUAAUCCACUUUUUCACGGUUAUGCAGGUUUAUUGGCUUAUGCAUUGUGGGAUCAUCUGGGUGUUGCCAUGGAUGUCUCUCGUUCACCAUCAAGUGAACGAAGGCGUGCAGAGGGUGCAGACAUCGAAGAAGAGGAUGAACCUCUUUUAGAAACAGAGAAUUAUGAUGACGAACAACAUAUGGAACGACGCAUGAGAUAUUAUGAUUUGAGCGCGAGGUCAUUUAAGAUGUCUUUAGACUUGGACAUCGGGAAUGACAUGUUCUUAGCGUACUAUAUCAAGCUAUUGUUGGCCGGCGGAGAUUUCGAAGAGGCGCUGCGUAUGAUUGACACUUUUUGUGAGAAAAAUCCGCGUAACCUGACUGGUCAUAGGAUCCGAUUCGAGACUCUGUACCGAUAUCGGGUUGAAGAUAAAAGAUGGAUCGAAGCUGGGGAAGAAUAUCACAAGAUAGAUCCAUCGAGUCCACCCGAGAAAGUGCUGAAUCCUUUGAUCAACCACUAUGAAAAAAUUAUAGGUAACAAAGGCCCUGUUCAGUUACUCGAAGGGCGCGAGAUUGUCGACGCCCUGAUCGAAACUCGCGCCGAUUGGUUACGAUCAAUUUCUUCGAACAGGAGUCAUAAGACCAAAGACCACGCAGGGCUUUACCUCUUGUUGGCCAUCCUUUUGGGAAAUUAUUCCAACGAGGAAAUGGCUGGCAACGCGGAAAAAUUCAGAGAGGGAGUGUUGCAAAUUACAUCAACCGGCUACGGUAGUCAAUCGAUUAAACGUGAAGUCGAUUUUCCCGGAGACGGAUUUUCGGAUCAAAGUGACAAUGAGACUGCUUCUGAACAUUCGGCGCCGCAUUAUGAUAAUGACGAGGAGUCGGAAGAUGCUUCCUCAAUUAAUAAAAGAAAUGAAUCUGAUUUCGAUGACCUAUUUGCGGAUGCCUUAAGCGGAAUGCUGUGA
Acaulospora colombiana is the source of this 1299-nucleotide messenger RNA. The record is from the annotation of a GenBank genome assembly. Lineage: Eukaryota; Fungi; Glomeromycota; Glomeromycetes; Diversisporales; Acaulosporaceae.